Propithecus coquereli (Coquerel's sifaka) is the source of this 861-nucleotide messenger RNA. It is a transcript of the gene TMIGD2, whose product is annotated as transmembrane and immunoglobulin domain containing 2. The transcript has 4 exons. Gene Ontology annotation, cellular component: B cell receptor complex; external side of plasma membrane. Gene Ontology annotation, biological process: B cell differentiation; B cell receptor signaling pathway. The record is from RefSeq and is a predicted model, not a curated record. Lineage: Eukaryota; Metazoa; Chordata; Mammalia; Primates; Indriidae. The coding region runs from base 1 to 861 and encodes 286 amino acids.
AUGGGGUCCCUGGGCACAGCACUGCUCCUCCUGCUGCAGCUCUGGGCCCUGCAAGGAGCCGCAAGCCUGCACGUGCACCAGGAGCCCAAGUUGCUGCGGGUUCAGCAGGGCACUCAGGUGACCCUGGCCUGCCAAGUGGCACAGGCUCAGGCCUGGGAACAACUCCGGGUUGGGUGGACAAAGGACGGUGACAUCUUGUGUGAGCCAUACAUCACCAAUGACAGCCUAAGCCUGGAGGUCUGCGGGCCCCGGGGCCAGCUCUCCUGGCACGCACCUGGCGUUCUUACCCUGUGGCUGGACCAUGUGACCCUCAGUGACAGUGGGGACUACGUGUGCUGGGCAGUCAUGGAGAUUCCUGAGUUGGACCGGGCCAAUGGCAACGGGACGCGGCUUCUAGUGGAUGCAGGACUGCUCUAUGUGCUGCCGAUGGUUGGGGCCAUGGCCGCGAUCACGCUGGGCGCUGGGAUCUGGGGCUGCCACCGCCGCCGCCAGCGACGGGGAAGGGACGCAGGUGACCGCCCAGGAAAUCCACUGUACAGCAACGUCCUGUUCCGGCCCCGCGGCGCCCCAAAGAAGAAUGAGGCUGGGCCUGGAGAGAGGAAGGUGCCGGCCACCCCCGGGAAGGACCAGAAAGGCCAGAGCGUCUAUUCAACCUCUUUUCCCCAGCCUGUCCCCCACUACCCGAGUCCAGCCCCCAAACCUUGCCCCAGCCCGGAGUCCAGUCACUACGUCCCCAUGGCCAGGGUCUCUCCCGGCCCAGGCCCCGCUGGGCAGCCAAGGCCAAGAGGGUUCCCUGAAGUGGGGCAGGAGUCAGAGACCCCGGGGAACACAAAGAAGACCCCACCGCCGGUGACUACGUGA